Xyrichtys novacula (pearly razorfish) is the source of this 2945-nucleotide messenger RNA. The record is from the annotation of a GenBank genome assembly. NCBI's taxonomy places the organism in Eukaryota, Metazoa, Chordata, Actinopteri, Labriformes, Labridae.
GGCUCUCGGGUAACUUCACUACCGGUGCACGCACUUGUUCAGACGUCUACGCAGGAGUGACUGCCUCUCGUCUCUGUGUUAUUUUCUCUUGAUUUUUCCCCACUAUCGCUUCUAAUCAUGUCUAAAAGACGCUCCGAGGACACUUUAAUCCACGACUGUCCCUCUAAGAAGUCCUGCCUCUCCCCCCGUAGUGUGGACCUGCAGCUGGGCAGCAUCAUGGCUCCUUCCUCCGGGGGUGUGAGCCCCCCGUCCCUGCUGGCUCUGCUGGGGGGCCGCUGCAGAAAGAGGCAGCACUACCUCGAGGAAGUGGAGGAGACGGAGGAUGAAGUCUCUUUAUAUCUUAGACCAACUCACCACGAGGUCAGGAGACACGCAGCUCACGUCCUGACGGUGCAAACACCUGGAAGUUUCCACGAGCGACGGAGCUCAGGGGCGCUCACGAGCUCCAAGAAACGAGCGCGGGAAGAGCGUGCAGGUCCAGAGACAGAUUUACCCACAAACGCUGAUAAAGUAAGAGAUUUAACAUGUUUUUAUCGGAUAUACCUGCAGGCAGUAAGAGAGCGUGGGAGCGAGUUAGUGUAAUACCAGUAAAUGUCCGCUAGGUGUCACCAUCCACCUAUAAUAAAGCUCUGUAACUGCAGUAACCUGUCAAUCAUCACAGACACUCAUUAAUACAUGUUAUAAAGGUUAGGGGGACAUUUUGUAUGUGUCGAUAACAUGUGAGGAGAUAGUCAGGUGCAAAUAUGACCUGACCCCUAAAGAAAACAAAUUUUAACGAAGGUUUCUCAGCUGUUUUUUUUAUAGUAUUAGAUGUCCUUAAUAACAAACUCAAAGUUUACCAAAGUUUGACCACUGGAAAGGUGUCAUUUUCAAGAUGGCGUCCAUGAUAUUAGGAAGCCCGGGGAGACCCCCCAGGUAAAUAGGGUAAAAUUUUUAACAAACAGAUAUCACCUUUAAAUUUACCAAGUUUAUAAGUUACAUUAAGACAAAUAUUUUUUAUAUUACAAGUUUUGUCAAAUUUUAUGUUUGAAUAUGUAAAUGAGGUAAUAUCUAAUUAAAUAUGCACUCAUUUACAUACAUUUACAGAACCGAAAACUCAACAAUGGAUAAAGACCCUCUAAGAAUUCUUGUUUUAUUUUGUUGACAUACUAGAGUCAGGAGGGGGGAGGAGGGGACUUUGGAUAUCUCUAUUUAUCACUCUGUAAAUGAGAAAAUACUCUCACCACCCCUAAAUAUUCAAAUAUCUCCAUGUGUUUUUUUCAGGUCCUUAAAAUGAUCAUUACUCCUUGUAUGGUGACAUUUUGAAUUUUCUCAUCGGCUGUUGACAAAGGGAUAAUCGGUCGAUCUCUAUAAACUCGUAAUAAAAAAAACCCAGUUCUUUAUUAUGAAAUAGCAUUUGUUAUAAUCCAGUUAUUCUCUUUGCCUAAAUCUUGUAAUUCGUAUGAUAUGUUUUCAUGUCUCUGACUCACGUGGCUGAAAUUACUGAAAUAAAACAAAUCUUUCCGUCACUUUCAGGCUGAUAAAGAGGUCAACGCAGAGGACUGCGCCUACAACUCGUUCCAGUACUGGAGGGUUCCUUUACCUGCACUCGACCUCUCACUGCUCCAAGAUAACGCUGAUCAAUCUGAGACACAGAACAAGACCAAAGUCAAAGACAUCUCUUCUGAUUGUAUGGAAACCUGAAGAUGAUAGGUGCAGAGAGUCUGGAUGAUCUGUUCUGAUAUCAGCAGGGAGAUGUGAUGAUGUUCAGAAGAACAUUAAGGCUGUUUGAAAUUCUUCCAGGUGAGAUGAAACCACCUGAGGUCACCAUGUCAGGUUGACAGAGACUGGAGGAAGUGAGGCUCACACUGGUGUCAGAUCUUAGUGACUGAAGCGAGGCAACAUCGAAGAAGCAGAGGAGAAAGAAACGCAGUGUGGACUUUCCUGUAAACCUCUGAAGGAUGGACCCAGAAUCCUGGAGUUAUCGUUUUAUUUUAAGUUGAACUACAGUGUUAAAACAGGUUGCAUUCAGAAGUGAACAAUGCUUUUCAGUGCAGAGGAGUUUACAGAAUAAAGUUUCAUACAUGUGUAGGGUUUUAAAGUCUUUUUACUAUUUAAAGUGUUAUCAAAAUAGUGUGGUCAAAAUUGUGAUUAUGAAGUUUUUAGCCAAAAUCACAUACCUGUCAUUUUUAAAAGGCCUCAACCAAAACGCCACUCUAUAGCCACAAAUAAUGCUCAGAACAGCACCUAACUUCAUCAACAGGACAUAUAGGGUCACAGCCAUAGUACUAGACACCAAACAUCUUUUUAACUUUGACUCAUUUCUUUAGCAAAGAGACUAAACACAACUCACCUACUCUCCUCCAGCAGCCGCGUGUUUGUAGCGAGACCUCAGGCCAGUCCAUUACGGACGACAGCGGGGUGACGCAACUCGAGGAAGAACAUUUAUGAUCAUUUCUUCAUGGAAAUACAAUCAGACCGAGACUCUAAGGCAGAAGAACUACCGCGUCUGUAAAAUGAUUAAUAUGGUGAUUAUUACUUCAAGGAAAUGAUAAAGAAAUUAUCAUAAAUGUUCUUCCUUGAGCUGCGGCACCCCGCUGUAGUCCGUAAUGGACUGGCCUGAGGUCUCGCUACAAACAAGAGAAGCAAAUGAAGAAAUGAAGAGAAGUAAGCGGUCGGCAACAUUCAUCUCUGGAGGGGGUGUCUAACUCUGUGUUAUGGUGUGUUUGUAUUUUAUGCCGGAAUAUCCCUUUAAUCAUAUUUUACCUGUAAUUUACACACUUGGUUAGCGAUCAAAUCUUUUAAUUAGAAAAACAGUUUUUAUUGUAAAAGGAUCUUUUUUUUCCUCUCCUAUGUGAUUUUGUAUUUGCUUGUUUUUAUUUUUUUAAAUUAAUGUAAUUUUUUGCCACAUUUUUAAUCGAAGGGUUUUAAAUAAACACUGAACGAGGCGAUAGCAAGAAAAACAA